Prorocentrum cordatum is the source of this 1355-nucleotide messenger RNA. Lineage: Eukaryota; Dinophyceae; Prorocentrales; Prorocentraceae. The record is from the annotation of a GenBank genome assembly.
CGAGGCUCCGCGAGAUGCGGCGGCUCGCGCGGCUGAAGGCCCAGGCGGCCAGCGGCGGCGGAGUGCCGCUCGGCGAGGGGCCGCCGCUGGAGCCGCCGACUGAGAUACAAGGCGCGCUCCUGUUCUUCCUCCUGGGCGCUGCCGUCCUGGCCCUGCUGUCGUUCGUGUACUACCUCGUCAACCCCGUGUUCGACCGGGUGCCCUCUGGGCGCACGCCGCGGCUUGACGACUACCUGAAGGAGAACCUGCCCGGCAGCAGGGACCCGCGCGACAAGCCGCCCGGCAACUACGGGGGGCGGCCCCCGCCGGCCGGCGGCCGCAGGGGCCCUGCCGACCUGAAGCGCCUGCGCCUGUUGCCGGUGACGUCGCCCGGGGAGCUGUGGGAGGCGUACACGUUCGCCACGGGGCAGAUCGUCGAGGAGGUCCCGAGCAUGGCCUUCGAGAGGAACUACCUCAACCGCAUGGUCCUGCAGGCCGCCUCCUUCCCCAAGGUCUACAGGGACUGGGAGACCUACGAGGGCUGCGCCGUCGAGGAGGUGUCCCUCGGCCCCGACGCCACCUCCCUGGGCCCCGUCGAGCCGCUCGGCGGGCCGCCGGGCCGCGGCGGGAGGCCCCGCGACCCCGGGAGCGAGGCCGCGUCCGACGCGGACCGCGAGGUGGUGCUGGCGUGCGGCGAGAUGGUCGAGGAGUACGGGCUCAGCCUGGCCGCGCGCGAGCCCGCCACGGGCACCAGCGUGGGCAGCCUGGCCGGCUGCGCGACCAUGCGGGUGAAGAGGCUGCCCGAGGACUGCCACAUCGCAUACGACGAGGAGGGCGCCGAGCCCGCGGUCGUGUGCACCGUGGACUGGCGGCUCGUGCUCGAGGCGCAGGGCCUGGAGGGCGUGGCCUACAUCGAGUCCAUCGCCGUCGCAAGGCAGUGGAGGGGCUCUGGCCUGGCCGAGAUGCUGCUGGAUUUCCUGGAGAAGAAGGGGCGAGCCUGGGGCCUCCGCCUGGUCGGCCUCCACGUGCACCGGGAUAACUGGGCGGCCCUGAAGUUCUACAGGAGGCAAGGCUUCGAGGCGACGUCGGACUGGCUGGGGUGGGGCGAGCUCUACUUCCUGCUGGUCAAGCCGCUCUGAGACCCCAGGGCGAGCUUUACGUCCUGCGCGUCGAGCCGCGCUGAGAUUCACCCCCACGCGCGGGCGUGCGAGACGUGCCCGUUUUGCUUCCGUCCUGUGCUGUGGGGCAGACUGUUCUUCCUUCUCUACCUCAUCCUCCUCCCUCUCCUCCUCCUCCUCCUCCUCCUCUUUCUCCUCCUCCUCAGGCGGAGUGCGCCGGGGGCGGCGGCGAGCGCAGCCGCGCACGCGCGCGGGGGC